AUGGAAAGCAUUUCGAAGAAAAGCGGAAAUUAUAAUAUUCCAAAACAGUUCGUUUCGCCUGCAUUAAAAAUUUCCACCAGUCCCAUAAAAGUAAACGCGUUUGAAGCUUAAUUUGGUAAAUAUACCCAAAUCGAGCAGUUUUAACCUGAAAUUUUGGACCCAGGCGAAAAAAGGUUAGUCGAACCUUUUGGGGUCGACAGUUGGGGCUCUCUCGCGUCAGCCAAAAAAUGUUGCAAAAAGUGCAAAUACUGCAAACAAAAACGUAUAUAAAUGGGGUGAAAAUACUGUUACUGCAUAUACGGCCAUAAAGAGAAAAACAAACAAAGAAAUUCUAUGGGAUGACUUUGAACGGUCAUGGCGUAUGGACCUUUCCGGCUUCACCAAAAACGGCACAUUUAAUACAGAAGGCGGGCCGGACGCGGAUAUAUUCAUUUACCAUUACCAAAUAUAUAUUUUAGCAAAUCGUUAUAAAAUUAUUCGACUAAUGGACGUAUUACUGCAAAAGCUCCACCAAAUUUUGGUUAAAUCCAAAAUAUUUAAAAAUAAUUUUAACGAUAUCGUGGCACUGGUACGAUUUUAUUAUAGAAAAUUGGUUCCCGAAAAAUUGAGACAAAUAGUAAUCCAUUAUACUUCCUGUAACGUGGAAAGCUUGUGGAAAAUUAAGGAAUUUUAGGAGCUUACGGAGGAAUAUGGCG
Pyricularia pennisetigena is the source of this 695-nucleotide messenger RNA. RefSeq lists its product as uncharacterized. The record is from RefSeq and is a predicted model, not a curated record. The transcript has 2 exons. Lineage: Eukaryota; Fungi; Ascomycota; Sordariomycetes; Magnaporthales; Pyriculariaceae. The coding region runs from base 362 to 673 and encodes 103 amino acids.